AGCAACAAACCAAACAGUUGGUUUUAGUCGAUGUGGCAACGUUGACACGGUUCUCCUACGAAAGCAUUUUAUUUCCACGUUAAAGACGCAGAACACUUUUUAUUCCAAUGGGGCGAAGUAAAUUCGUCUCAUCUGCGCCAAAAAAGGUGAUGCAGCACGGCGAGUUUAUAAAUCGCAUACGAAAAACGCUUUACUAUGGAGGUGUGGACACAACGGAGGCGGAUAUGGAAGUAUCCAUGCCAUUUGCAGAAUAUGCCGCCGAUCUAUUCUCGGAGCCACAUCGCGGCCACUCGCUGCAUCGUUUGAGUUCAAUUGCGGCUGGAAAAACCCAUGCAACACCAUGCUCCCUCAUAAUGGCGCUUAUCUACUUGGAUCGCUUGAAUAGCAUUGAUCCCGGCUAUGGCUACAGAAUCACGCCACAGGAGCUAUUUGUGGUGUCAUUGAUGAUUUCAACGAAAUUCUAUGCCGGCCACGAUGAGCGUUUCUAUUUGGAGGAUUGGGCAAAAGAGGGCAACAUGACCGAGGAAAAACUGAAACAACUGGAACUCGAGUUUCUGACAGCCAUUGACUGGAAGAUAUACAUAUCGAAUGAGCAAUUUUUUGAAAAGCUGAGCAGCGUAGAGCGAACGCUGGCACAGCGUGAGGGCUUGCGGCGUGGCUGGCUAACCUACAGUGAACUGAUGCAGCUAUUGCCCAGCUUUACGUUAAUGAAAUUUCUACUAAAUAACCUGGCUGUUUUGGCCCUGAGCUAUGCGGCAAGUGUGUUCACAAUUGCGGGCGCAUUCUUCAUUGCCAGCCAGCUGCCGGGCACACUAUGGCAUCGACGCAGCGAUAUAGGAAAUGCCACGGCAACUGUUAACCCAACGCUCAAUCCACUGAAGCCCAUUGUGACGCCCAAUGCCACAGAUGCUGCGCCCGUUGGGCUGGCAACUCGAGCGGGUGCUGCACGCAAUGACAGUUGCAAUGCUUUGAAUGUGGAAGCCGAACUUAUGAAACUGGAGCAACAAUAUUGCGACGAGGAAAGACUGAUUGCACUACAACGUAGGCAACGCGAGGAGCGACCCCCAAAUCCUUUGUUACCGCCCAACUAUCGAAUGGACUAUGCCACCAAGCAGCAGGACAACACCGAACAUUGGCUGAACAUCAAGUCACAAUACAGCGAUCAACGUCAUUCGGCAAAUAAUUGGAAUUGGAAUGAAACCAGGAACACAUCCGUCUUUUGGCAAGUCCUCAGCGAAGCGAUAUCUCAUCAGUCGUUCUUGGUGCGCUGGCCGGAGCUGUGGCCAAAGUUCAUCUAAAGUACGAGCCUCAAUAUUUCCUUCAACUCUCUUUUUCUUUUUUAUUAA
Messenger RNA from Drosophila arizonae, 1346 nucleotides. Its product is annotated as protein CNPPD1. The record is from RefSeq and is a predicted model, not a curated record. Gene Ontology annotation, molecular function: protein kinase binding; cyclin-dependent protein serine/threonine kinase regulator activity. Lineage: Eukaryota; Metazoa; Arthropoda; Insecta; Diptera; Drosophilidae. Gene Ontology annotation, biological process: regulation of cyclin-dependent protein serine/threonine kinase activity. Gene Ontology annotation, cellular component: cyclin-dependent protein kinase holoenzyme complex; nucleus.